GCACUGGAAGCCGUCCAAUGCCCUCAGGUACACGAGCUGGGCUUUUGAUGGUUUUCCGCAGUUUCACGAAAAAAUUAUGAGCCCAGGAAAUGCGUUUGCAUCUUCUCCAAAUUCAUCUACUCCUGGAACAAGAAGUAGACCACAAGAAAAUAUAUAUGCUCCAGGGCUCAAGGCUAGAGGCCCCCACCCGAUCUAGGGAGGCGGCAGGGGGGCCUCUAGCCCCGGACCCCUUUUCCGGAGGACUGCCGGGCGGGAAGGCUUCCAAGCGCCCGCCUCCGUUUCCUCGCGGCUUCUUGCCCCUAACCUACAAAACCCAAGCCCUUUAUGCCGUCUAAGCACCGACGGCCGGGGGUUGAAGGCUUCCGAAGGCUGCAAAGGUGGCAGGGCUUGACCCCCUUGCCGUGUUGCGUGUGCCCUAAAGAGCUCCGCUGUGAGUGUUGGCCCAUCACGGGGGGAAGGCCUCUGAGGGCAGCAGGUGGCCAGGCUUAACCCCCUGCAUCCACCGUCCCGUGCUGCACGGAACUCACGCGGGCAUGCCUUGCUCCUCGCCUUCGGUCCUCAACCUCCCCACGCGUUAAUUAUCUCUUUGUAUUUGUUGGCGGCUGACGCGGGGGGCCACCAAUGGGGGAGAUGAGGGCAACCCAGCAAAAGGGGCCAGGCUUUCCGACCGCGGCGGCCUUCGGCGGCCCUCUAAGUACCCCCGGCAGCCUUCCCCUGCUUGAUAGGGUUCAAGAGAUGGGCCGCCUGGCUGUAGCUUACACGCGGAGAGCCGCAAGCGGACGCCGGCUCCGCCUUUUGGGGACUUCGCCCCCGGGAAUCCGCACACCACCGCUCCGUCCGCAUGAGGGGGGAGGGGUGAGCCUCUCCCCUUGGUACAUAUAUUCAAGUACCUGGGCCUGGCAGGCCUCUUGGAUGCUUUUCCUCCAUCUCUUAAAAGAAGGCGUUGCUCGAUCACGAAGAGCGAUGUGCGCGCGUGGUACAGUUAUGGCAGGUGAAAAUAUUACCACAAUUAGCAACUUGAAAAAGAAAAGUUGAGUCUUCUUUCUGUACAUAAUCGAACUCCACUGCCAGCACGACCUGCACAAUCUAUGAUCAUUAGCGAGUUGAUUCAGAUUUUCUCGCUCCUGGUGAUUGCAUUACCGAGGUGGAUAGGAAUAGGCGUCUAUGUUUUCGCUUCUAAAGUAGAAUUGAGUGGAGUGACGGCAUCUCGCGAUAUGUGGACAAUUUGGUCAUUUGGUCACGUCGUAAAACGUCGAAGAGAACAAGUUUCAAGAAGCAGUUGAGUAAUGCGCGGAUGGCGUUUGACAUAGACGACGCCUCUGCCUUCACCCAAAGCGAUUACAACAAGCUAACCGAGAAACUCCCGUCAGUCGUAAUUCGCGAGAAAAAUCCGGGAACAGUAGUCGAGAUUAAGAGAAAAUUCACAUCGUUGACGUUCUUUGCAGACGACGGGGGCACAAAUGAGACCCGUCGACUAGCCAUCUGCCACCUGGAAGUGUACAGUUCUGCAGGCUCAGCACCCGCAGCUGUCGCACCAAAUACGCCGUCGGGGGAUGGAGCAGGCCCGUCUGAUUCUGAUGAGGAAGAAAACCAGAACGAAGAGGAUGCUGGUGAGGUCUCGAUCGAGGCAGACGUCGCUAUCGACGGAAGCUCAGACACGGAGUCGAGAACGUUUUUGAUGAUGCUCCAAGAGACUUCAUCUACUUUUAGAAAAGUAGAGAGACAACGACAAGGAAACUUUCGCUCAUCAAACUCAACGACGCAGAGCAGAAACGGCGCCAGUAAUACGUCUACCAGCACCAGUACACUCAGGAUAUCGGCUUUUACGUUUGAGUUAUGCAGCGAAGAUGCGUGAGUAGAAGUAGACAUACAAAUGCCGUUACAAGUACCAGAGCCAGUUGUUCUUCUUCUUAUACUAAGGAAUUUAUCUAGUAAUUGGAUAGAUUGAUUUGAAGAACGGCAAGAACAGCAACUGUCUUUGUCUUAGAUGAUGGCACAAGACGUUUCCUUUUCCUAGUUGAGCCGGCUUAUCUAUCAUAAUAGAUGUUGAAGUUGCCCCCGUCCCCCGCUACAGCUACCCAUGACCACUCAGAUGAACCUGUUCGAUUCAACGUCAGAAAGUAUGAACAUGAAGAAAAGCUUCAACUGCUUCUUUGCUCCAAGAAUCCAUCACGUUUCUCGCUGAGUGUCUUCAUCUAAGUAAGGACUUUUUCGAUAGCCCGACUUUCGAGGACGCAGUUAGUGGCGCUUUGCAGGUAGCGUGUAAACGCCACUGCAACGUGACACUCACCGAAGAGUACAUC
Molecule: messenger RNA, 2303 nt
Organism: Amoebophrya sp. A25
Lineage: Eukaryota; Dinophyceae; Syndiniales; Amoebophryaceae
Source: the annotation of a GenBank genome assembly